Salvia splendens (bonfire salvia) is the source of this 1684-nucleotide messenger RNA. Its product is annotated as chorismate synthase 1, chloroplastic. The record is from RefSeq and is a predicted model, not a curated record. The transcript is spliced from 13 exons. Gene Ontology annotation, molecular function: chorismate synthase activity; FMN binding. Gene Ontology annotation, biological process: aromatic amino acid biosynthetic process; chorismate biosynthetic process. Gene Ontology annotation, cellular component: cytosol. The coding region runs from base 95 to 1414 and encodes 439 amino acids. Lineage: Eukaryota; Viridiplantae; Streptophyta; Magnoliopsida; Lamiales; Lamiaceae.
AAUUGCUGAGACACCGAGAUUUCCUCUCUAUCUGCACUCACCAAACCAGAGAGAGAAUCGCACCAACCUCCAAUUCGAGGCGAUCGUCGGAUUAAUGGCGUCGAGCCUCACCAAACACUUCCUCGGAGCUCAAUCGUCCUCCGAUGGACUCGCUCGCCUUGGAUCUCUCCAGUCGCAGCCGUUGCCGCCGUCGCGCAGCCUCCAGCUGCCUGCGCGCCGAUCCAGCGUCAAACGCCUCGAGAUACAGGCUGCGGGAAGUACAUACGGAACCUAUUUCCGUGUAACAACAUUUGGCGAAUCUCAUGGUGGAGGUGUAGGCUGUGUAAUUGAUGGAUGCCCUCCUAGACUUCCCCUCUCAGAAGCUGAUAUGCAAGUAGAUCUUGACAGAAGGAGGCCAGGCCAGAGUAGAAUAACCACCCCAAGAAAGGAGACCGACACAUGCAAAAUUGCUUCAGGGACUGCUGAUGGAUUCACAACAGGAUCUCCAAUUAAGGUAGAAGUGCCCAAUACUGAUCAAAGAGGAAAUGACUACACUGAAAUGUCACAAGCCUAUAGGCCAUCUCACGCGGAUGCAACUUAUGAUUUCAAAUAUGGUGUUAGAUCCGUUCAGGGUGGUGGCAGAUCUUCUGCAAGAGAAACAAUCGGAAGAGUUGCUGCCGGAGUUGUCGCCAAGAAAAUUCUAAAGCUAUAUGCAGGGACUGAAAUUAUUGCUUAUGUUUCACAAGUGCACAAGGUUAUCCUUCCUGAAGGUCUGGUUGAUCAUGAGACUGUGGCCCUUGAUCAGAUAGAGAGCAACAUUGUAAGGUGUCCAGAUCCCGAAUAUGCAGAAAAGAUGAUUGCUGCUAUUGAUGCUGUCAGGGUGAGAGGUGAUUCUGUUGGAGGCGUUGUCACUUGCAUUGUUCGGAAUGUCCCAAGGGGGCUUGGUUCUCCAGUCUUUGAUAAGCUUGAGGCGGAGUUGGCUAAAGCUGCUUUGUCAUUGCCUGCAACAAAGGGAUUUGAGUUUGGCAGUGGAUUCGCAGGUACAUUCAUGACCGGUAGUGAGCAUAAUGAUGAAUUUUACAUGGAUAAGGAUGGUCGAAUUAGGACAAAAACAAACCGAUCUGGUGGGAUUCAGGGUGGAAUAUCAAAUGGAGAAAUCAUCAACAUGAGAAUCGGCUUCAAACCAACAUCGACAAUCUCAAGGAAGCAAAAUACUGUAACUAGAGACAAGCACGACACAGAGCUCAUAGCACGAGGUCGUCAUGACCCUUGUGUUGUUCCAAGAGCCGUUCCAAUGGUGGAAGCAGCCGUAGCCAUGGUGCUCGUUGAUCAACUGAUGGCACAGUAUGCACAGUGUAAUCUGUUCCCAAUAAACCCAGCAUUACAGGAACCCCUCGAACAGCCCCAUGAUGCACAGGCAAAGCUUAACCUAUAAUGGUGCCUCGUUGUCUGGUAUGAGUCUAUUCAUAUUUGAUCGCGUUGUUUAUCAUUUGCCAUUCGGACAAGUGACUGAAGGCAAACUAUCUGCUGCGUUUUUGCUCGAUGUUGUAUGCUUAUUUUUUGUUUAUUCUGAUAACAUUGUGUAUGUACUUUCUAUGUAGUUGGAAUGUUUCCGAAAAUAUCUAUUGCUAGUUUUGGAGACGAAUAAUAUGUAAAAGAAUUUUCGAGUUUGAACUAUACAAAAAUCGUGUACUUUUACUGUUUA